AUGACCAACUCCCCGUCUAACAAAAUCCCUGGGCAAUCCCAAGCCGAAAUUGUGACGAGCUCCUCGCAUCCCCUCAGUGAAAUAAUCCAGGAUCUCCCCAAAAUCAAAAAUUCCCACCAAUGGGAUCCCAAUUUGCCACAGGAAGAGGUCGACGCCAUCAACGAGGCCGUCAACACCGACGACCAGGAAAAAGCAGCAGAAGUGGACAAGUCUUUCCUGCAGGACUCACCAUAUGAAUCUGUUCGCGCAGCCGUCAGAAGUACAGACGGGGGGCAGGUGGCAAACACGGUGCGCGCGUGGGUGCUGGGGAUGAUCUUCGUAACCCUGGGAAGUGGGUUGAAUAUGUUUUUAAGCAUGCGGUGUGUUCUGCUGCAGGGAAUGGCUCGGGCCCGAGCUAAUAGAACCAGGAGUCCUGCAAUCUCGUUUCCGGCUAUUGUUGUACAAUUGCUUGUGUAUCCGGUUGCCUGUUUAUGGGCGAGAGUGAUGCCGACUAGAGUGUUCAAUACCUUCGGUUUGAAAUGGACGCUAAACACGGGGCCUUUUACAAUCAAGGAGCAUACAGUAAUCACGAUUAUGGCAAAUGUCUCCAUCGGAUAUGCAUAUAGCACAGAUGCUCUUCUGGCUCUCAAGGCAAAACCGUUGUAUAAUUUGGAUAUUGGCUGGGGUUUCCAGCUUCUCUUCACCUUGAGCAGCCAGUUAAUCGGUAUUUCGCUAGCGGGUCUUUUCCGUCGAUUCCUGGUGUGGCCUGCCGCUAUGAUCUGGCCCGGCAUGUUCGCGAAUUCCUCGCUAUUCUACGCUCUCCACGACAAGAGUACGUCGGAUGCAUCCGAAACCAAUGGGUGGACUGUGUCGCGAUAUCGGUACUUUUUAUACGUCAUGCUUGGGGCUUUUGCAUGGUACUGGAUUCCUGGCGUUCUCUGGCAAGGUCUAUCGGUUUUCGCUUUCGUCACAUGGAUCAAACCAAACCAUGUAGUCCUCAAUCAACUCUUUGGAGGCUUCAGUGGUCUAUCGUUGAUUCCAAUCACCUUUGACUGGACCUAUGUUUCUGCGUACCUUCUAGAUCCAUUGCUCGCACCAGUCCACGCGCUUCUCAACACGCUCAUUGGACUGGUCGUAUUUGUGAUCAUCGCCACAAUAGGCAUUUCCUAUACAGGUGCUUUGUAUUCCGACUAUCUUCCCAUAAACACCUCAACCACGUAUGAUAACACCCAACAAACGUACAAUGUGUCCCGAAUUCUUGGACCAGGAUUUUCUUUCGACGAGCAGAAAUACAAAGAAUACUCGCCUAUGUUCUUGGCGCCAACCUUUGCUCUGAACUACGGUCUCUCCUUCGCGGCGCUGACCGCAGCAAUUGUUCAUGUGAUUGUAUUCCAUCACAAGGAGAUAUGGUAUAGAUUCAGGACGGCGCAGAACCAAGAGCCGGAUGUCCAUCUUCGUCUGAUGAAGAACUACAAAGAAGCACCUGAAUGGUGGUACGCGGCACUGUUUCUGCUGUCCAUUGCUCUAGGACUGGCUGGAAUUUUGUCCUACGAUGCACAGACUCCGUGGUGGGCAUUCUUCGUAUCAAUCAUCAUUGCUGUGGUAUUUAUUAUUCCGACUUGCAUGAUCAUGGCGAUCACCAAUAUCACACUUUCACUUAACGUCAUUUCACCCUUCCUCGCCGGGUUCAUGAUCCCCGGGAAGCCCAUCGGUGUGAUGAUCUUCAAAGUGUUUAGCACAAUCACCCUCGGACAAGCUCAAUCAUACUGCCAGGAUCUCAAGUUGGCACACUACAUGAAAAUCCCACCACGAACCGUAUUUACCUGCCAGGUCGCGGCCACAAUCUGGGCCUGUUUCGUUCAGGUGGCCGUCAUGAACUGGACACUUGCAAACAUCGACCAAGUCUGCACUCCGCCGAGCAGUGACCAAUCCGCACAUUUCACCUGUCCGAACGGGAAGACGUUCUUCUCAUCAAGCAUUGUCUGGGGUGUCAUUGGUCCCAAACGCAUGUUUGGGACGGGAGCAAUCUACACCUCUAUCCAAUGGUUCUGGCUGCUCGGUGCUCUCCUCCCUAUUGCAUUUUAUAUUUUAAUGAGAUUCUGGCCUCGUUCUCCAUUCCGAUUCUUGAAUGCUCCUGUAAUGCUCGGCGCAAUGGCCUGGCUUCCGCCAGCAACCCCUCUGAGCUUCUCCACCUGGGCCAUGUUCGGUCUGUUGUUCAACUACUUCAUCCGUCGUCGCUGGCCCGGCUGGUGGCACACAUACAAUUACAUCACGGCGGCAGGGCUUGAUUCAGGACUUGUAAUUUCUACCAUCAUUAUAUUCUUUGCGAUCACUUUGCCCAACGUGUCGAUUCCGAAUUGGUGGGGAAAUGUGGCCGUUUAUGAGACUACGAUACCUACACCCACCGGAACAUACUGCCCGACUCGGUUGGAACAUUGGACCGACUGCCCAAGACAACUCUCGAAAGUUUACCGCUCUGUCUACAACUACUUUCACUCAGAUUCAGGAGCGACGCCUCGACAGUUUCCGUCUUUGGUUGUAUUAAACGGCAUAGGCCGAUGCCUGGUUCGCGAUCCACUCAGCAGCGAGCGGCAACUUAAUGCCUACGAGCGGUUUGCCGUGGAAGACUAUGUCCAAGACGUAAUUGCCGAGUUGUGCAAACUCCCAGCGGCUCGAAACGAAUUCGGCCUCGGCGAUGGAAUCCAAUUCAACGGCCAUACAAAUCCCUUGCGAGAGGCCGAAGGUCACUCACGGCCUGAUCAAUCCUGUAUUCACCGGGUUGACGGCAAUACCGCGGCCCUUCUUACCUCCGUUGGGUAUAAGCCACCUCAUAAACUUCCUGUUACAGCCCUUCGCAUGGGUCUUCGGCCAAGGGACUUAUGGAAGGACAUGGUCAGGUCAACUAUUAUAUCCACAGACCAGGAAGCGAAGUUGAAGGACAACGCAGAACGGCUGGCCUGCUCUGCUAUCGUCCAGGAGUACCACGUGAUGAUUCAAGAAGGUCUAGAAUACUCCUAUCUGACAAAUGGAAUUACUCGAGUUCUACUCCGUGUCCCGCAUGGUGAGCCAAGCACGCUUUACUACUACUUCUGUGAUCCGAACAGCGAAGUGAACCUGGACAGUGAAUCUAUCUCGGAGCUAUCAAAGACUUCGGUUGCACGGGUGCUAUGCCUUUGUUUGAUGGCAUUUCGCUCACCUAUUCGUGGGCAAGAAUGGAGAACCCGUUUGCGCCAAGAUAUCCCUAUUUGGCAGACAAACUUUGAGCACAGAGAUUCGCAGAUUCCGAAGGAAGACUUACAGCAGAUUCUCCACUUCGAUGGUAGAAACCCAAGUUUUCUGAGUCCAGGAUCUGGUUCACCCUAUGAGCCAUCAUCAUCACCACCGCCACAAUCUCCAUCAGAGGAAUGCCGGGUGCCUACACAGCCUCAAACUAGCUGUGCACGGCCUCCAGAAUCUUCCGGCUCCGAUGCAAACCAGGCAACUGGUCAGCAACGCAGAUACAGUCAAAUCAUCCCCUCACCGUUCACGCAGUUCUGUACACAGCGAUGCUUACUCGGUUUGCAGUCUAGGGGUAUUUUGGACGACCUUUGUCCAAAUGUAGCACACCAUCGCCUGGGCCAAGUUGACCUUACUCGGCAUCCCAUAUCUUCAAAGGACUUGGUGAACAUGCUAAAAGCCCAGCUUGGCGAAAAUAUAGACCGCUGCAUUCCCUGUGGCCAUUGUGGCCAUUGUGGCUCGUAUGGCGCUCCGUUCAAGCUAACCUGCAUAGAAUAUGGCUACACUGUCUUGGGCAAAGGCACUACGUCUUGGCUGUGGGAAGAAGUCUCUCACGAAGCGCAGGUUUGCCGCAUCCUACGGAAGGCAGGGGUCCGCCGUGCCUGUCUUUCUAGGCUCGAUUGA
Messenger RNA from Aspergillus affinis, 3879 nucleotides. Its product is annotated as OPT family small oligopeptide transporter. Gene Ontology annotation, molecular function: oligopeptide transmembrane transporter activity. Bases 1 to 3879 code for a protein of 1292 amino acids. NCBI's taxonomy places the organism in Eukaryota, Fungi, Ascomycota, Eurotiomycetes, Eurotiales, Aspergillaceae. The record is from RefSeq and is a predicted model, not a curated record. The transcript is spliced from 19 exons. Gene Ontology annotation, biological process: transmembrane transport.